AUGGUCGACCUCGUGAAGAGCCAGGUUCCCGGACACUUCGAUACAACCAACGAGAUGGAAUACAUGCCGCAGCAGGCUUUCGACAGUGUUCUAGUCAUCUUCUCCCUGGAACAUCUAAGUCAGGCACAGGUAUACUCCCUGAUUUGCAAGAUGGGCGAUUGGUUAAAGCCCGGUGGCUCGAUUUUGUUAGCUACGUCUCCAGUGGAGCACUUGGCCAUUGAUGUCUCCCACAACCCGAAGGAAUAUUGUAUUCGCCAAUACCCCUUACACUGGAAUGGUCACAUCGUUCAUUCUACCCUAUUCUCCUCCGAGGCCUGGAUUUCCAUGUUCGCCAAAGCCGGGUUGACCUUUGAAAAACGUGCAGACAUACACCUUCCGGCUGAACAGGACCGCCCCUCGGAACAUCAUUGUCUUAUGCGCUUCCACAAAUCUGUGAAUCAUUCGAUCUUGGGACCCUAUCCCCUUCCUGAAAAAUAUCGAGGCCCUAUUCCGCUUAGCGAGGCAGCCUGGAAACCGUUCGUAGAGCGGUUGGUUCGCGAUGAGUUCGGCUUUGUUCUACAAGUGCUGGAAAACAACCAAAGAGUCUUGGAUGUUGGAAGCGGGUAUGGAAGAUUACCAAUCGAAGUCGCUGCCAGGACCGGCAAAGCCUUCUCAAUCGAGCCCAACGCCGAUCGUAACGGCAUCCAAACAUCGAAUGCUCGCGACCGCGGCGUGGAGAUCGCCCAAGGAUCCGCUGAGAACAUACCCUAUCCAGAUGGCCACUUCGAUGCUGUAGUAGCCAUGUGGGUCAUGCAUUAUGUUGAGGAUCUAGAGAAAUCACUCCGCGAAAUAGUUCGAGUCACGGACCGCUCUGCGCCGUUUUCCCGCAUCGUGAUCGUUCAAGGGGCGCCGGAUAAUGAGAUAAUCCAUUUGAUGAACACCGUCUGCGCACCUGUUAGUGCGUCGAACCCGCUCCCCAAUCACCAGGGAUACCUGCUGCACAAGGCAGCUGAGGUGUUCGCUGCGUGUGGCUUCGGGAAUAUUACCUUCCAUCGAGUCGAUGCGUACUGCGAGUUUAAAGAGCAGGAGUUGUCGGAGCGAUGCGAGAAGGCGGCAGAGGUGAUUGCUGGAUUGUGGUGUCUUGAGGAUGGGAACUUUGAUGGAAUGAAGCAGGCCCUGAUUCCUCGACUUAGGUUCCAUUUUCUGGAUCGUCCGCAUGCUAUUGGAGAUCAAGUAGCGGUUUUGGUGGCUAGACCGAGCGAGGGAAAAUAA
Molecule: messenger RNA, 1251 nt
Organism: Aspergillus melleus
Lineage: Eukaryota; Fungi; Ascomycota; Eurotiomycetes; Eurotiales; Aspergillaceae
Product: class I SAM-dependent methyltransferase
Exons: 2
Coding region: 1-1251 (416 amino acids)
Molecular function (GO): S-adenosylmethionine-dependent methyltransferase activity
Source: RefSeq, a predicted model, not a curated record